GCGCUGUUUUCAACACACGGAAUUUAGCUGCUCGUUGCUAACUAGCUGAAUCAUCUGUCAGCGGCUUUCUAUUUUUCUCUAGAUUGUACGUGUCUUGCAGUGCAAUGGCGGCAAGAUAUGAUAGAGCUAUCACCGUCUUUUCCCCUGAUGGCCAUCUCUUUCAAGUAGAGUAUGCACAAGAAGCUGUAAAGAAAGGUUCCACAGCGGUGGGAAUCAGAGGUAAAGACAUCGUUGUCCUCGGUGUGGAGAAGAAAUCUGUAGCAAAGCUGCAGGAGGAAAGGACUGUCCGCAAGAUCUGCGCGCUGGAUGAGCAUGUCUGCAUGGCAUUUGCAGGUCUCACAGCAGAUGCACGUAUUGUGAUAAACAGAGCUCGGGUUGAGUGCCAGAGUCAUAGGCUAACAGUUGAGGACCCAGUCACGGUGGAAUACAUCACACGCUACAUAGCUACACUGAAACAGCGCUACACUCAAAGCAAUGGGCGCAGACCAUUUGGCAUUUCUGCGUUAAUUGUUGGCUUCGACUACGACGGAACUCCCAGGCUGUAUCAGACGGACCCAUCAGGAACCUACCACGCCUGGAAGGCAAACGCAAUCGGACGCAGCGCAAAAACUGUAAGAGAGUUCUUGGAGAAGAAUUACACGGAUGAAGCCAUUGCUGGGGACAACGAGGCAAUCAAGUUGGCCAUCAAAGCUUUGCUUGAGGUCGUCCAGUCAGGAGGAAAAAAUAUUGAACUCGCCGUUAUCAGACGGAAUCAGCCGCUGAAGAUAUUGGAAUCCAAGGAAAUCGAGACCCUGGUGGCUGAGAUCGAGAAGGAAAAAGAGGAAGAGGCAGAGAAGAAGAAGCAGAAAAAAUCCACUUGAAGCAGUUAACUACAUUUUGUCUUCAUUGCACUUGCCUAACCAUAACAUAUUUGGGUUCAGAGGUUUUGCUUGCUCAUUUAUUCCACUGUAAGGAGCUGAAUCAGAACUUGACAUUGGCUUUUUUUUCCAUCACCCACCACACAGCUCUGAUGGCAGUCCUUUUCAAAUGUUCAGUUAAACUGUAUGUGACAUUCAGAACCAUAAUGAAAGUAGAUACUCAAUAAAAGUGGUUUCGUUCGUAUGUUUUCUAUAAAA
Molecule: messenger RNA, 1115 nt
Organism: Mugil cephalus (flathead mullet)
Lineage: Eukaryota; Metazoa; Chordata; Actinopteri; Mugiliformes; Mugilidae
Gene: psma8
Product: proteasome 20S subunit alpha 8
Exons: 7
Coding region: 105-860 (251 amino acids)
Biological process (GO): ubiquitin-dependent protein catabolic process
Cellular component (GO): proteasome core complex; proteasome core complex, alpha-subunit complex; nucleus
Source: RefSeq, a predicted model, not a curated record